AUGAGGCGCCAUCUGGCGUACGGUGGCCGCAGCUGUCGACCUCACAAGGACACGAAUACGGAUGUGGAUGCGGCACGGAUGCGGAUGAGGUUGGACACGGAUGCGGAUGCGGAUGUGGACACGGACGCGAGCGCGGCACCGCGACCAAUAGAUUUGGCCAAGCCCAAGCGAACUGAAGACAACGAGAACUGCAGCCCGCCAAAGGCAACAAACCCCGGACCACAUGCAACAAUCGCAGCUACGGCGACGCCAACUGUGACAGCGACGCCGACUGCGGCAGAGGCAGCGACCGCGACUGCGACGGAGACACCGAGCGGAGGAAAAAGGAGAACAGACAGAGCGGAAGCGAGUUCCGGCGACUUAUGGCCAUGUUUGUUGUACGGGUAA
This is a messenger RNA of Drosophila ficusphila, 387 nucleotides long. RefSeq names its product endoglucanase E1. Lineage: Eukaryota; Metazoa; Arthropoda; Insecta; Diptera; Drosophilidae. The record is from RefSeq and is a predicted model, not a curated record.